GGCCAACUCGUAAUCUGCAGCAGAAGUUGUGGUUUUUUUUUAAAAAAAAUGGUGUGCUUCAUGCUAUGGUUCAUUCAUUGACCAAAGACAAAAGACAAGGAUCAAAAUAAGAUGAACGAGAUGAUUGCGGUUGAGGAGGAUGACAACGCUCUGAUGAGUCCUCUGUUACUACUAGUAGUAAAGGAGGAUGAAGAAGAAGUGAAGAUGCCAGCUUCAGUCUUGGCGCUAGAAGCAGGUGGUGAAGGAGAAGAGGGUGAAGAGGAAAAGAAGGAGUUGGAAGGUGAAUCUGAUUGGCAUGCUUCUAUUCGAGGUCCUUCUCUGAGCUUUAGUGCCGCAGAGCAUCAAAAGAAGAAGAGAGGCAAUCGAGGAUCUUUGGAUGGGACAAGACGAUUUCGCAAAGUGGUCACUUUCAGAAAUUCACUGGUUCAGACGAAACUCAUUGGCAGGCGGGGUGCUGCUAGACAGAGAGGAAGAAAUUCUCUCCUUCCUUGGUUCUCCUCCAAUGCCCAACAACACACUCAAGAAACACUAGAAGAAAUACAGCAACGCAAAGAAAUUGAAAAACAGGAAAAGGAAAAAAAGAAACAACUGAAAAUACAACUCAAACAACAAAAGGAAAACAAAAAAAAACUAAAGAAGCAAAAAAAGAAACUAGAAAAAGAAACAAAAAAGGCACAAAAGCUACAAAAGAAAAAGAAAAAGGAAAAGGAAAAUCAAGACCAUCCAGACUCUCACUCUUCUCUCCAACUCAACCACAUUGUCAAUACACAAAAUCAAGAUCAAGACAAUCCAUCCCUCAUCUUUGAAGACUCUCUCACAAACCACAACCUGGAUGUCAGUCUCAAUGUUGAAGAUCUCAUGGCAAAUUCAUCCAGAAACAACCAACACAACAACCAUGCCAGCACUAGCAUCAGUACCGGUAUCAAUAACGCUUCUGCUGGAAUCACUACUGCUGCCAUGCACGACAGCAUUCUGGUGGAUCACUCCAGAAGAAGAAGAUCAUCGGUCACCACUGCCAUUCUCAACACCAUGGGAAAACUCAAAAUUAAUAACUCCAGAAACAAACACAAAUCAUCCAAACAACCCAAUCAGAGUAAGACACUUCAAACACCAGACCAACCUCAUGCUCAUGCGUCCUAUGAUUGGUCGGCACACAGACAAAAUGCCGCAUCAAACCCUCAUUCACAAAGUCAUGUCUCUUUCAACACAUCUCAUCAACAGGAACUGGACAUGGACAUGGACACGGACAUGGACAUGGAACAACCUAAUCAGAAUCAGAUGCACAUGCACAUGCGAAUUCUACAGGAAGAAGACACUUUUCAGCAAGAAAUGACUGCGUUGCCAAAACAAAGCAAGAAGAAAAGCUGCAGCAACAACAACAGCAGCGGCAACAACUGUAACUUGAACAGUUCCAUGGAUAUCUCGGGAGAAUCAUUUGCCGGAAACUAUAGCAGCAGCAACAACAACAACAAUAGCAACAGCAGCAUCCACAAUAACGAGACGACAACAACACCGCGCAGGGGACGAAAACCAUCCAAAGUCACAAAGUCGGUCACCAAAAACGCAUUCCAACAACUAUUUGGCACGAAUGCCCAAAAAGCAAACAGAAAGAAGGCAAAGUUGCCGAGCAAUGCGCCGCGAUCUAAACAAUCUACAAAGCGAAACAAAAACAGCAGUAAAGACGACAGCAACAACAAGGGCAGCAACAAUGGAUCAGCAACCGAACCGGCAUUCCAAACGCCGCUGUGCCAGAUUGUUUCCAUGGAAGCAUCGUCGUGAAUGGAAUGCUGCGGCUGCUGCAGGCUGGUUGUUGUCGAUUUGUUGUGACGAUCGGAAGGGGGAAUGGUGGGGAAGAGGCGCCGUCGUGUGGUUUCGUGUAAUGCUGCGUCAGUUCCGUGGAUGCUUUGGGAACCUAACUUUGGGUGGCCGGGUGCUUGUAUUUAUAUUAUGGCACAGGGGGGUUCGGAUGAUUGGCUUCUGGAUGCAUUCGAAAUGCGACACACACUAACAAAUAUCAUGGGGAUCGAGGGACAAUCGUACCGGUACCGUUCAAAACGUCGUGUCGCAGCAACACGUUAACUGCUGGUAAAGCCGAUCCUAGUCGUCCCGGAAUACGGUAUACGGUAGAUUUGGUGGAGAUCUAAUCGAGCCUGCCGGAGGGGCUUAUGUGACAAGAUAAUUGUAUACCACAUGAAUAUAAUAUAAACUCGUGUUCCUGUGAGA
Messenger RNA from Seminavis robusta, 2223 nucleotides. Lineage: Eukaryota; Bacillariophyta; Bacillariophyceae; Naviculales; Naviculaceae. The record is from the annotation of a GenBank genome assembly.